AUGGGUCUCCCUGUUGAAAUACUUAACGAAAAAAAGUAUGAGAGAAGGUCUUAUGAAUUCAACUUUGGGAUUAUUGUGAGGCCAGAUGAAUACCUAGAUUAGAGCAAGCGAAAUAUUCUUGAGUAAAUUCUGAGGAAAAUGGCAACUUAUCUUACUCUCCUAGAAGUGGAAUAAGAGUUCUUAUGGAUUGAGGAUAAGAAGUCACUUUUGAAAGGCUUUGUUUAGAAUCUCUAUGAGAAGUUGACUUGUCCAGAGAGCUUGGAACGUCUCAGCUUUUGCAUUCCCUUUGAUUGUUAAAACUCAAUGGUGUUUAAAUUCUAAACUAAAUUAGAGGACCCUCAAAUAGUGAGAUCAUUUGACGUUCCUAUAUUCAAAAGCUUAAAGAUAGAGAAGGAUUAUGAUAAAAUAGUAGAGCUUACUAGCGAUAUUCUUUAGCAAAGAAUUAGGCCUCUGAUUGAUGGCAAGAGGCAUGUUAAAUAAAUCUCAACCGAUGCCAAAGUUGAUAUGGAAAUCGUGAUAUAGUGUAUUCAAACUCUGAUAUUUUAUGAAAUUGUAGCUCUAAUAGACAUUUUCCAAUACUCAAACAUUUAUGCUCCUUACAAGGAAGUUGUAAGUUUGGCUUUUGAUGGCUAAUUAUACAGCUCAUGUGUAUCUUAUGUUUCUGAGAGAUCUCAGUAAGAUUUAGAAUGUAACAUGAUACUAACUGAACUUAAAGAAGAAGAUGAAAAUGAAGUUGACUUUGACAUGUGUUUUGAGAACGAUAUGAGAAAAACAAUGGAAAUAAUGAAGCGAAAGGAUAAAUCUAAUGAUAAACUAAACUAAUUUAACAAGCAUGCAUUUGUAAUCACAUAGUAAAAGCUAGUUUCUUUGUAUUCAGCUCUGACCUCAGGACUUAAGAUAAAGGAAAUCUUGAUUAAGUACUCUGACGAAUGUCUUAAUCAAAACAAUGUCAAAUUCUUUAUAGAAUUCGGCUUGCUAAACAAACUCCUCUUUAGAAAGCAUAAAUACGCCUUAAUAAAUAAUCCUUAUUAAGCAAAUAAUUUACUGCAAUUCAGGUAGAACAAUAGUUAUAAUCCUAAGAUGCAAACUAAUUUUGAUAAUGUCUAGAGAUCUUUGACUCCGGACAUAGCUAGCUAUAUUUAGUAAUAGUAGUAAGGGUUCACAAAGAUUGAUUAGUUAAUUUAAAGAGAAAAUUAGUGCUUUGAUUAGAUAUGUGUUGAUUUUUCCAUUAGUCCUAGUGAUCUUGAAGCUAAAUUGAAAUCCAAAGGCUAUUAGUUUUAUUAUCUGUGA
Stylonychia lemnae is the source of this 1290-nucleotide messenger RNA. The record is from the annotation of a GenBank genome assembly. Lineage: Eukaryota; Ciliophora; Spirotrichea; Sporadotrichida; Oxytrichidae.